UAUUCAAAGAAAUGAGUUUGUGUUGUGCCUGUGGGAGUGAGUGGGUUCAUUACUUCAUCGUAUCACAUGGUUAGCUCUCCUACCCCAACCAUACACCAUUAAAAGAAUAAUAAGACGCAGCGAGACAGAGACUUGCUAUUAAAUCCAAAUCAAAAGCGACCCAUUUCGAUAUCUCCAACCGACUGCAAUUAAUUGGGAGGAUGGGUUUUGCUGGGGUUCUGUGACCAUUAUUAUUUCCCCUCUUUCUUUUAUUAGCUACUUCUCUCGGUUUCUCGAAGUGGGUAUCUCUCAUUUCAUCUAUUUUCUUCUUCCAACAUGAGGGUGACCGUUAUUUCUCGAAAUGGCCGAGAAAUUAUCAAGGGCGGGCUUGAGCUCAACGCUUCGUCUACGGUGAGCGAUCUGCAAGAAGCAUUUCACCGUCGAACCAGAAAAUACUAUCCUUCAAGACAGCGUCUCACUCUUCCCAUCCAACCUGGAUCAAAAGAGAAACCUGUUGUCCUCUACCCCAAGAAAAAUGUCCGAGACUAUUGUGAUGGAAACAGUGAAGAAAUUACUGUGGUGUUCAAGGACCUUGGUCCACAGGUUUCGUAUAGGACCCUUUUCUUUUGGGAAUACUUGGGGCCUUUGCUUAUCUACCCCAUGUUCUACUAUUUUCCUGUGUACCAGUACUUCGGCUACAAAGGAGAACGUGUCAUCCACCCAGUCCAGACCUAUGCUAUGUACUAUUGGUGCUUUCACUACUUCAAACGUAUAAUGGAAACAUUCUUUGUCCAUAGGUUUAGCCAUGCAACUUCACCUCUCGCCAAUGUGUUCCGAAACUGUGCUUACUAUUGGACGUUUGGGUUGUACAUUGCUUACCAUGUGAACCACCCUCUCUACACCCCAGUGAGUGACUUCCAGAUGAAGGUUGGAUUUGGGUUUGGGCUGAUAUGCCAACUGUCAAACUUCUAUUGCCAUAUCUUGUUGAAGAACCUGCGGAGCCUUUCUGGAAGUGGAGGGUACCAAAUACCACGGGGAUUUUUGUUCAAUAUAGUGACUUGUGCUAAUUACACCACUGAGAUAUACCAGUGGCUGGGAUUCAAUAUUGCAACACAAACAGUUGCUGGCUACAUAUUCCUUGUGGUGGCUGCCCUCAUCAUGAGUAAUUGGGCCCUUGCAAAGCACCGCAGAUUGAAGAAGUUAUUUGAUGGGAAGGAAGGAAGGCCAAAGUAUCCACGGCGAUGGGUGAUACUACCUCCUUUCCUGUGAGUAUGGGGAAGCUACUGUAAGAUGGUCUUUGCUAGAAGAUUCCAAACUCAACAGCAUUAUGUUGCAACUGUUGAAGACCCUAAAAGGAGAUCAAUCUAUCACAUUUCUUUCAGCUGAAUUAGAUUCUCUCUUAGUCUCUGCUCUUUGGGCUGUAUAUUGAAUAUUUCAAAUUAGAAAAUGUGGUUCAUUGGUUUCGUUCUUGUUUUACAGUUUGUUUUUUGGGAAACUGAAACUGAAGUUUAGUGGAUUGCCUUUUUGACAUCCUUUGAUGCAUUAUGAUGAAGAUGAGCACUAAUUUUCAA
This is a messenger RNA of Nelumbo nucifera (sacred lotus), 1550 nucleotides long. It is a transcript of the gene CER10, whose product is annotated as 3-oxo-5-alpha-steroid 4-dehydrogenase family protein. Lineage: Eukaryota; Viridiplantae; Streptophyta; Magnoliopsida; Proteales; Nelumbonaceae. Gene Ontology annotation, molecular function: oxidoreductase activity, acting on the CH-CH group of donors. The record is from RefSeq and is a predicted model, not a curated record. Gene Ontology annotation, biological process: very long-chain fatty acid biosynthetic process.